Molecule: messenger RNA, 1292 nt
Organism: Scleropages formosus (Asian bonytongue)
Lineage: Eukaryota; Metazoa; Chordata; Actinopteri; Osteoglossiformes; Osteoglossidae
Gene: med10
Product: mediator complex subunit 10
Exons: 4
Coding region: 611-1015 (134 amino acids)
Biological process (GO): regulation of transcription by RNA polymerase II
Cellular component (GO): mediator complex
Molecular function (GO): transcription coregulator activity
Source: RefSeq, a predicted model, not a curated record
AAUUUAUUUACCCAGCUGUGACUGUUGCGUAAAUAAUUGUAAGUACCUAAGGUUGUAAAACAUAGUUAUACCCAUUAAACCAAAGUGGAGAAAUUUCCCACUACAUGGUGUUCAUUUAAACAGUUUAUAUUAGGAUUAUUUCGCGAGUACUAGGUGACUGACGACAACAUGAUUGACGAGUAGCAAAAAAGGACGCAUUCUUCGUGUUGACACUAAACAUCCGAUCCAUUCAGAUUGACAUAAAAGUGACAACUUGAACGACAUAUUGUAUCCAUUUGUUUACUCUAGUGACAUCGGGCAUCUCCAAGUACUUCAGGAUCGCAUCGCCAAAAUUACACAGCUGUAUUACAGCAGUUACAGCUCGAGCCAGCUGUCGUCUUGUUUUUUCCAACCAGUAAAUAACUUUACGGCAGCCGGUUGCUAGGUAAUCAAAUAUUCUGGUCAGUGAUUGGCUGGUUUGCUGCCGUAAAACAGUUUAGCGAAAUGGUGUCGUAGAGAAAGCUGUUGUGUUGAGCAGGCAAGCGCUUGUCUUUCAUGUUUUGCACGUUUUUACCAUUUCAUUUAUAUUCCAUUUAUAACUUGACUUUAGCGAAGUGUGAGUUCGUUUGACAUGGCUGAAAAAUUCGACAAUCUCGAGGAACAUCUCGAGAAGUUUGUGGAAAAUAUCCGACAACUCGGAAUCAUCGUGAGCGACUUCCAGCCAAGCAGUCAGCCAGGACUGAACCAGAAACUGAAUUUCAUGAUCACGGGUUUGCAGGAUAUUGACAAAUGUCGACAGCAGCUGCAUGAUAUCAACGUGCCUUUGGAAGCCUUUGAGUAUAUUGAUCAGGGUCGGAACCCACAGCUCUACACCAAGGAGUGUUUGGAAAGGGCCUUGGCGAAAAAUGAGCAAGUGAAAGGAAAAAUUGACACCAUGACGAAAUUUAAAAGUCUUCUCAUUUCUGAAUUGACAAAAGUUUUCCCAGAGGAGAUGGCAAAGUACAAAGCUAUCCACGGGGAUGACCCACCUUCAUAACUAUAAACACUGUGGCUGAAGAACACUGCCUAACUUUAAUGUACAGGUGUAUAUACUCCAUGCCCUUACCCUCUUUUAUAUUGAAAUCAUUAAAUCUUGUUUUUUUUUUUUUUCCCACAUUUUGUAUUGAAUUCAAUUUCAAAAUUUGUUGUAUUUUUUUUUGUCUUCAUUGUCCUUUACAAGUUAUAAUUAUAUUGAUAACAAUGUAAGCAAAAUGCCAUGUCACGUGGAUGAAGCCAACCUCAUUUUUUAAGAAUAAAAUUAGUUUUGGUUUCAA